Molecule: messenger RNA, 3792 nt
Organism: Cyphellophora europaea CBS 101466
Lineage: Eukaryota; Fungi; Ascomycota; Eurotiomycetes; Chaetothyriales; Cyphellophoraceae
Exons: 1
Coding region: 1-3792 (1263 amino acids)
Biological process (GO): regulation of DNA-templated transcription
Cellular component (GO): Cdc73/Paf1 complex
Molecular function (GO): RNA polymerase II complex binding
Source: RefSeq, a predicted model, not a curated record
AUGGCUGCGGUGGGGCGCGCAAGCGCCAAUGGCGACCAAAACGGGGGCCUCGCUGCAAAGACUCGUUUCUCCGAUAUCCCUACCAUACUCGAUGUCCCCGUCGCAGAUGCAGGUGGAGAGGCUGUCGAAGUCCAUCUUGGAGAACAUUUGGACGACCCGACCGAGCUGUGCCAACUGCUUGAAAAUGAGAGAGCAUCAAAGAGUCUAUGGAUCACUAUUGCCUUAGCAUACGCGAAACAAUUACAGCUCGAUCACGCACUCGGAAUACUCUAUAGCGGUCUAUCUACGCUUGCCUCGAAGGACCGUCUCAACCUGCUAUCUGGUCUUGCUUGGCUACAACUGCUGAAGAGUAGGCAAGCACCCCGUAUCAAGCCCAGCAACAAUCCCUCGGCAGAUGUCAAGUUGAAAGAUGACUAUCUCAAGGAUGCCACCAUGACGCUCAAUGAAGCCGGCCGCAUCAACCCUGGAUUUCCUCCUCUUCUGCUUACCAGAGGUGUACUAUUCCUUUUACGAGCCGCCCUGGUAUCCUCAACACGGCCCAGUGCUGAAGGCGAGCGAGCCGACUGGUUGAAGCAGGCGCUCCGAAGUUUUGAAGAUGCGCUGCGUGCGUCUGACAACCGAAAUGUGAUGGCGAUGCUCGGAAAAGCAAGAGUGCUGUACAUGCAGAACCGAUAUCAGCAGGCUCUUGAAUCAUAUCAGAAAGUCCUCUCCCGGAUGCCAUCGAUGAGCGAUCCUGAUCCGCGGAUAGGAAUUGGCUGCUGUCUGUGGCAGCUUGGUUUCCACGACCGGGCCAGCAAAGCAUGGGAACGAUCGAUCGAGCUGAAUCCCGAGUCUAAGGUCGCACACGCACUCUUGGGUGUUUACUACCUUCGAGAGAGCGCAAAAUAUCCUGCUUCGAAUCCGAACUUCGACAAACUGUACAGGAAGGCCAUGCUCGAGCACAUCAAUAAGGCAUACAAGAUUGACAAGUCCUUCCCCAUCAGCUGUGCCGUCUUUGCCAGUUAUUUCCUCCUCAGCAAUCGAUUCGAGGCUGUGGAGCCACUGGCUCGGAACGCAAUCGAGAAGACCGAUGUCAAUUCGAUUGCCAGUGACGGAUGGUUUCUACUAGGGCGAAAAGAGCACAAUAUGGAUGACCUCGAGAAAGCGAUGGACUAUUACAGCCGUGCUGAUGCUGCAAGAGGUGGUCCUGGCAUCGGUCGAGGCUAUACGCCUGCAAAAUUCGGCCAAGUCCAAGUAGCGAUCCGACGGGGACAGGACUUCGAGGUGUCCAAGAGUACUCUUGAGUCCCUGAGCGGUCCAAAGAGCAUCGAAGCUAGCACUUUGUUAGGACUUCUGACGGCGGAACAAUACUUCACACUCCUAAAGACCCUUCCUGCAUUUGCUAGCGAAGGUAGCAAGGAAGCCAAAGACCGCCAGUACGCUCAAAUGCUCUGCAAGCAGGCGAUCAAGCUGCUUGAGAACGUCCGCAAGACCUGGCGGGAAAGCAAGACGGAUGACAGUGCAACGCAGAACUCAAAGAAGGAUGAAACGAUUCUGCUGUACCUGGCAAAGCUGUACGAGCAGGACGAUCCGACUCAGAGUGUCAAGUGUCUUGAUGAGGUCGAGCAACUGCAGUUUGAGAAGAUUCCCGAGGAUGAGCAACCGCCUGCAGAUCUGGACGAUGAUCUGCGUCUACAACAAUUGAGAGAGAACUUGCCUCCGUCAUUGCUCAACAACCGCGCUUGCCUCUAUUAUGGAGCUGGAGACUACAGUGCGGCCCGUGAGAUGUUCCAGAUUGCUCUGAAUGCCUGCAGCAAACUGUCACAGAAGCAGCAGACGGAGAAAGAGAUGGCCGCGGAAGGCAACAUGCACGAGGAUGAUAUCGAUGAUACCGACACCGAUGCAUUGCUCACCACGAUCUCCUACAAUUUGGGGCGUACUUUGGAGGCGCUAGGCCUGAUCGAAGAAGCCCAGAAGACAUACGAGAUGCUGCUUUCUCGUCAUGGAGACUACACUGAGGCCAAGGCUCGUUUGGCAUAUACUGCUUUGGUGACAUCGCCGCGUGAAGAUGGUCCGAAGAAAAUGUCGCAGCUCUACAAUGAGGAGUCUGGCAACAUUGAUGUUCGCGCUCUGAUGGGUUGGUUCUAUCACGGCUCCAAGAAAAAGACUGCAAACGUCGCGGAGGACAACGAGUACCGCCAGUACAAGCACACACUUCAGAACCAUGACAAACACGACCUCUACUCACUUACUGGCAUGGGCAACGUACACCUGGCCAUCGCUCGCGAGAUGCCACGCAAUAAUGAUGCCGAGAAGGAGAAGCGCAGCAAGCAGUACAGCAAAGCGUACGAAUUCUUCGACAAGGUCUUGCAACUUGACCCGAAGAAUGCUUAUGCGGCACAAGGUAUUGCCAUCAUGCUCUGUGAUGACAAGAAGAAUUACUCGGACGCACUCCAAAUAUUUGCCCGCGUCAAAGACACGGUACGCGAUGUUUCUGUCCUCACCAACCUGGGUCACGUCUUCACCGAGCUUCGACAGUAUCCCAAGGCCAUCGAAAACUAUGAGCUCGCACGUGAGAUUGACGAAGCCGCUCGUGGCGAGCAUUCCAAUCCGCAGUUGCUCGCCUGUCUCUCCCGCGCUCACUCAAUGAAGGCCAAGGCUGAUAAGUCGAUUGUCGGGCACAAUGUUUCGCUUGCCUACAUGAAAUCUGCUCUCGCCUCUCAAGCUGAUUCUCCACAUCUACGCUUUAAUGUCGCCUUCAUCCAGUUUCAGAUCGCUCAACUCGUCAACACUGCCAAGGAGACCGAUCGGACGCUUGACGAUGUAGAGGCAGCGAUCGCUGGUCUCGACGCGGCAAUCGAGACUAUGGAGGAUGUUGCGCAGCACAAAAAUCCUCCCUAUCCGCGGACAGCCUUGGAGCAACGUGCGGCCAUGGGUCGCAACACCGUCAAGAAGCAGCUCGAACGUUCCAAGGCAUCACAAGCGGACUAUGAGCGUAACAAUGCUAGCAAGCUCGCGGAAGCCAAGCGCAGACGUGAAGAAGAGCUCGCUCGACGUGAAGCUGCUCUUGCCGCUCAGAAGGAAGAGCAGGAAGAACGCAAGCGAAAGGUGGAAGAAGAGAGAGCAAAAAUGCUGGCUGAGGCGGAGAGAAGAAGUGAGCAAGCUCGCGCCGAGGCUGUGGCGAGAGAAGCGCUAGAGUGGACGGAAGAUGAAGAGACUGGAGAGAGAGUCAAGCGCAGGGAAAAGGAACGCAAAGCACGCAGUGCAAAGUCGAAGAAGAGAAAGGCGCGGGAAGAAGUCGAAGAUGGUUUCAUCGAAGACGACGAAGACGAGGGUCGCAGUGAGCGCACCGUGUCCCGCACGCCUGCUUCGGAUUCCGAGGACGAGGGCGAUGCAGACAAGGCUGAGAAGGAAGAGCGGCCGAAGAAGAAACGACGCCGUCUCGAGCGCAAGGGUGGCCGGAAGGAGAAGGCAGCACCGACGCCAAAGAAGAGUAACAGCAAGUUCAAGUCUGAUGAGCGCAUCGUUGACUCGGAUGAGGAUGAAGUCGCCGCUGCAACGCCGACCAGUGAUGCGGACGAGGACAUGCCUGAUGCCGAUACUCCGCGGAACGGUGCCCGGGCUGACACGCCAGUCAACGGCGCAGCCAAUGAUGACGAGGACGACGAAGUCGUGCAGAAGCCUCGUCCGAAGCAGCGGAAACAACAUCGUCUGAUUGCCGAUGACGACGACGAUGAGGACGAAGAGGGCAAUGCACAUCUGGCAGCAGCUGCAGCGGCGGCUGUUGCGGCGGAUGACGAUGACGAGGAGUAA